Messenger RNA from Poecilia reticulata (guppy), 3080 nucleotides. It is a transcript of the gene kctd2, whose product is annotated as potassium channel tetramerization domain containing 2. Gene Ontology annotation, molecular function: cullin family protein binding. Lineage: Eukaryota; Metazoa; Chordata; Actinopteri; Cyprinodontiformes; Poeciliidae. Gene Ontology annotation, biological process: proteasome-mediated ubiquitin-dependent protein catabolic process; protein homooligomerization. The record is from RefSeq and is a predicted model, not a curated record. Gene Ontology annotation, cellular component: Cul3-RING ubiquitin ligase complex; cytoplasm.
CAGUAAUCACGUUACAACCCGGAAGAAUUGCCCUUCUCUGAAUAACGUUUGAAUAGCAAAGAAUGACCACUGUAUCUUUGGAAGAACCGAUUAACGACAGGACUGCAGAGGUCUUCCAGCUGCUAGUGGUCAUAUUUGUGUCCUAAUCUGCGGUGUGUGUAGGUGGAGGCGGCAACGCCCUGAUGCCCUCGGAGAACAAUCCCCCCGUUCUGUUUACAACCAGUCGGCUGGGAGAAACUGGUUCCCCGCAGUGGGUCGUUAGCUAAACGGUUCUGCCGUGAGUGUUGUUUAGAAGGGGGGAAAAAAAUGGCUGAACUGCAUGUCGUGGAACCGAGUGGAACGGCGACCAUAGAGCAGUCCGAACAUCGCGACGUUCGGGGUUCGAUGCGUCUGGCGUCGCCCACUCUCUUGGUUCCUCCGCGGAGCAGCAAUCAGCUUAGCCCCGGCGGAGGCGGGGGCAGCGGCAGGUCGGUGUUCGGCUUUCCGCUGAAGAGCAACCCAAGCUCGCCGUCCGAACCGUUAGACAAGCCGGGCUCACGGUGGGUUCGGCUUAAUGUUGGCGGAACCUACUUCAUCACGACCAAACAGACAUUAUGUAGGGAUCCCAAGUCUUUCUUGUUCCGACUGUGUCAAGAAGAUCCUGACCUGGAUUCUGAUAAAGACGAGACCGGAGCCUACCUUAUCGACAGGGACCCCACGUACUUCGGCCCCAUCCUGAAUUACCUUCGACACGGAAAGCUGAUCAUGGAUAAGAACCUGGCUGAGGAAGGCGUUCUCGAAGAAGCCGAGUUCUACAACAUCGCCUCCCUGGUGAGGCUGGUCAAAGAGCGAAUACGGGACAACGAGAACCGAACGUCUCAGGGCCCUGUGAAGCACGUGUAUCGAGUACUGCAGUGCCAGGAGGAGGAACUCACACAGAUGGUCUCAACCAUGUCGGACGGUUGGAAAUUUGAGCAGCUUAUCAGCAUUGGCUCCUCCUACAACUAUGGCAACGAGGACCAGGCAGAGUUUCUGUGCGUCGUUUCCCGGGAACUCAACAACUCGACGAAUGGCAUCGUUAUCGAGCCCACAGAGAAAGCCAAGAUCCUUCAAGAGCGAGGCUCCCGGAUGUGAGGAGCCGGCGAGUCGGAGCGGAACCAACGGCACCAUCAAAAACACGAGCGCACACUCCAGUUAUCAUCGGUCAGCCAGCUGCCCCCCCUCCUCCAGCGUGCCUUUCCACCGCGGAGGCUCCCCGACGCCUCCUCGUCUUUAGCGUUGCAAGGCGACCCCGGCUUCUCUCCUCGUUUCUUCUCCUCGUUUUAAAGACACGACGAGUGAGGCGAUUCUCCUCUUUGACUGUGACGAUGAAGUUUCGUUGAUCUCACUGGAUGGAUGCACAGAAUACAUCCUCUUUUCCUUUUAGCGGCUUUUAUCAGAUCUGGGAUGCUCGCUGUGCGUCACAAAUUUGGAUCAAUUCAGCAGAAACUCCGCAGGACCCGAGCAUAAAGGAAUUAAAAGGACUCCUUUGUUGUUGUUUUUUUUUUUAACCCCGGCUGCAAACGGAGCCUCGACACAGCAGAUUUCCUCGUUACUUAUAGAGACGGUGCCUAACAGGCGCAGCGUCUUCUCCGCUCGUUAACGACUCACAGAGAAGAAGGAAGAGGCCCUUUUUUUUCCUUUCCGUUUCCUGUAUGCGGCUCAUUUCGACCUGUGAAAAUUUUGAAUAUUUCCACGCAAAAGGAAGCAGCUGACUCAAAACAGACCAUUACUCCACUAGUGCACAAACGUGUCCAGGCAUGUAAGGAAUCUAUAUUAAAACCUAUAUAGUCGUCAAGAUGAAAAUAUAUGAAAUUUUGAAUGCAAACGGUGUAAUUACUGACUUCUGUAUCAUAGCUGUCCUAUAUUUACAUAUUCUUGUGGGUGAGUUUAUUUAAACAAGGGGGGUAUAUAUCAGUUUUGUUACCAAACGCCCGUUAGAGUGUGAGUUUGUGUGUGCAGUGCCUCUCUUGCUUUCUGUCCAUCACUGAAAUAUCACACUUUUCACCUGCACGUUUUCUGUAGUGUACCUGAAAAGAAAAAGGAAACAAGCAAACAAACAAAAAAACAAAGGUGUUUUACAACUUAUAUAUCCUACUUUGAUCUAUUGCAUAUCUUAAAAUUGUAAUUGGGGAUGAAGAAACCUUUCGCUCGUUGCCGUUGGAGCUUAAAAGUGUGGCGAGGUUCGAACCGUGGCCAGUCCGUAAUCUGCCUCAACACAUUUGCUGCGUCUUGUGUUUACUUCUCAGCUUUGCAGCCAAAUAUCGUCUCACAGUCUGCAGCAUGUGUAGCAGCAGCGGCGUGAGCGAACUGUCCUUAACAAAUUACAGUUGAAAAGUUUAUAUAUUGAUUUAUUCUACUAGCGGGGAUAUGUUUCAAGUGUUAAUCUCUGCUUGUUCAUUUUGAUAAAAAGAGACUUUUAGCCAAAGGAAACCUAAAAAUUCAGCUUUUCAGAAAAUUUGAAUAUUGCAUAACACCACCAAAAAUAGAACACAGUUGUUAGUUCAUGUAAUCAUGAUUGUUAACUUAAGCUGUCCAGAAGACGCUCGUCGACACUUUCCAUGUAGAAAUUAAGUCACAAAGCUCAUUGUUCACAGAAAGCUGUAGCCAAGAAUAUUGAUGGAAAGUUGGUUGGAAGUAUUAAUAAUAAUAAAAAAAAAGUACCAGAAAAAAAGCUUUAAAUAUAUUAUUGAUGUACAAGGAAGCUAGUUAAUGUGAGUUUCACUUUUUGGAUUCUAAUAUCAAUGUAUUGAUUUAGUUGAGAUAACUUAGAAAUAUAGUUUAAUGAUUAAUACCAACCAUUAGAACUGAAACUGUUAUUUUUAACUGAAAGAAAAUGCAGGACACAAAGUUUUCUGAUUAUUUAUUCUUUUUGUUUUAAAAUUUCCUGCUCGAUGAAUGACCAUAACAGGUAAUUUAUCCUAAAACACUCGGUCCGCCUCACUAAAAGAUAUCAGAUUAUUUUGGUUCUAUAACCUGGAGAAAAAUAACCACAGUAUCACUAAAUGUGCGAGAGAAAAAAUAGAAGCAAACAUGUAUCAAUAGUUCUUGUUGCUUUCAUU